Molecule: messenger RNA, 2705 nt
Organism: Bradysia coprophila
Lineage: Eukaryota; Metazoa; Arthropoda; Insecta; Diptera; Sciaridae
Biological process (GO): proteolysis
Molecular function (GO): serine-type endopeptidase activity; protein binding
Source: RefSeq, a predicted model, not a curated record
AUGGGAGCUGCGGGAAACGAUCCGCAUCGAUCUGCCCAUUGCAUACACAGACGACACUCCCCAGUGAGAUUGACACCUGAGAACAUUGAAGUGCGUCUGGGAGCGUACAAUCUGACAACAGAAAACGAAGAAGGAGCUGUACAGAGAAAAGUUACUGCAAUUCAUGUGCACCUGGAUUGGAAACCGUACGACGAUAAAUAUGAUGCGGACAUUGCGAUUCUCGUUCUCAGCGACAAUGUCACUUAUUCGCAUUUCAUUCAACCGAUUUGUGUGCCGGCCGAUGUGGACGUCAUAGAUGGUGCCAUUAUCAAUGUCACCGGUACGGUUGUUGGAUGGGGCAUCGGUGAAAGUGAAGUGAACGAGGAAAUUCCAAAGAAAUUGGUGGCCAGAGCCAUCAAUAAUUCGCUAUGCUACAGAACGGAACCGAGCCUCAUACAGUACGCUUCGUUGCGUUCGUUUUGUGCAAAAGGUGUGGACGGAACUCCCAACAAAGGAGAUUCGGGUGGUGGAUUUUUUGUUUCCGAUUCGACCUGGCUGCAGUACGGAAUAAUUUCAGCGAUAAAUACAAACGAUGCCGGCCAAGCGGUGGCGAAUUCGUUUGCUAUCUACACGAACGUCAAAUCGUUCAAGCAAUGGAUCGUGGAAACGGUUACACAGACCGGUGGCGAGGUCGGUGAAUGGACUACAAAAGUGUCUUUGGCCUGUAGUUACGGCUAUGCCUCGAUUAACGGUAAUCAUUACGGAUACACGUGCGUGUUGGACGAUUUGGAAAUACGAACGGAACGUAAUAAAAUUGCUUCGGUGUCUGGGUCCCAUCAUGUCAUGGUGGACGACCACCGAAAGGACAACAAUGAUGUCGAUUCGAUCAUUUUCCACAGCGGAUCGAUGUUCACCCUACCAGAUGGACUGGGUAAUUUUUUCAAGAAACUACGACUUCUGCAAAUCGGAAACUCCAAUUUAACGACUAUCGGCCUGAAUCACAUCUGGCGAUCAAGUUUGAAAGAUUUGGAAAAUCUGGAAGUGUUCAAUAUUGUGGGGAAUGACAUUGAAAAACUGGACGCGGACUGUUUUUGGGAUCUGAGAAAAUUGCGAAUCGUCAAUUUGUUCCACAACAAGCUCAAAGCGAUCGAUGAGCAAACGUUCGUUACAAAUGAAAAGCUGCGACAUGUGUAUCUCAGUGAAAAUCGUUUGGAAACCUUGCCCACAAAUCUUUUCAGACAGAACGUUCUGCUGGAAAGCAUACAUUUGAAUUCCAAUUCGAUUCGGACGAUUGAUGGCAACAUUUUCACAUUCAACACGAAUCUGGCUUUCGUCAAUUUAUCAACCAAUCAACUGGCGGCAACUCUUCCCCGAAAUUUGUUCAAAAACAAUUUGUUGCUAGAGUUCGUUAAAUUACAUGGAAAUUCCAUAGCGACUGUGGACGAGCGAAUGUUCGAAACAAAUGUCAGACUGAAGGUAGUGUCACUAUCUUCGAAUCGGUUGAAAUUUGUGCCGCAAGAUUUAUUUCGAAAUAAUUUGUUGCUUGAAUCCAUCUUUCUAGCCGACAAUUCAUUGCUGACAAUCGACGAGCGGAUUUUCGAAAGAAAUGAAAAGCUCACCACAAUCGAUCUAUCGUCAAAUCGAUUGGAAUCGAUGCCCAGGAAUUUAUUCGAAAAUAGUUUCGAAUUGAGACGUCUGAAUCUGCACAACAAUUCCUUGGAAACGAUGGAUGAGCAGAUUUUCAGAACAAAUAUCCAACUUAUUUCCAUUGACCUGUCGUCAAAUCGGUUCGAAUUUUUUCCGAUAAAUUUAUUCCGCAAUAAUCUGCUUCUGCAAUCGGCGUAUUUUCAACACAAUUCCUUACAUGCGAUAGACGAGCCAAUUUUUGAAAAAAAUGAAAAACUCACUUCCAUUGACCUGUCGUCAAAUCAAUUGAAAAUUCUCCCCCAAAACAUUUUCCGGAAUAAUUUGUUGCUGAUUAAAUUGAAUUUGUUCAACAAUUCCUUAACGGCCUUGCACGAGCAAAUUUUCGAAAUGAACAUCGAACUGGUGAAAGUGAAUGUCAGCAACAAUUCCCUGACGUCAAUCAGUCCGGAAUUAUUCAAAACAAAUUUAAAUCUGAAGAUAGUCUUACUGUCCUCGAAUCGACUGGAAUCAGUGCCCAGACAUUUAUUCACCAAUAAUUCAUUGUUGGUGUUACUUGGUCUAGACAGCAAUUUAUUGACGAUAAUAGACGGCGACAUUUUCGAAACAAACGUUAACCUGGAGGCGAUCAGUUUGGAACGGAAUCGAUUGCAAACAUUGCCUCGGAACUUAUUCAAAAAUAAUCCAUCGUUGAUCUUCAUCAGUUUGGGAUUCAAUUUAUUGACGACAAUAGAUGAAAACAUUUUCGAAACAAACGUCAAAGUUCGAAGAAUCUUUCUGGCGGGAAAUCGAUUGGAAUAUUUGCCUAGAAAUUUGUUCAAAAAUAAUCCACUGCUGGAAUUAGUGAUUUUUCGGGGCAAUCGUUUAGUUGCAAUCGAAAUCGAUUUUACAAAAUUCAAAAAUGUCAACUACAUUUCGUUAAGUGAAAAUAUUUGUAUAAACGAUGCCAUUUACGAUAAACAGUCGGACAGCAAUGACAAAUUUAGAAAUUUAACAGAAUUUCAGAGCCUCGUAAGCAAAAAUUGUACAUUGUAAAGUUUACUGCUGACAAUUGCGGUACAUAACCCAACUUUCGAUUUCGA